This is a messenger RNA of Blastomyces dermatitidis ER-3, 384 nucleotides long. RefSeq lists its product as uncharacterized. The record is from RefSeq and is a predicted model, not a curated record. The transcript has 2 exons. Lineage: Eukaryota; Fungi; Ascomycota; Eurotiomycetes; Onygenales; Ajellomycetaceae. Bases 1 to 285 code for a protein of 94 amino acids.
AUGCUCACUAUUCCGUUACACUCCACAGAUUCCACGUACGCUCAGAUCCUCGGCCAUUCUCGAUUGCAGAUCCUCGGCCAUUCUCGAUUGCCGAUCCUCGGCCGCCACCCCGAUCAAUCAUAUAGACUAUUCCGUUACACUCCACAGAUUACACGUACGCUCCGAUCCUCGGCCAUUCUCGAUCGCCGAUCCUCGGCCGCUACGAACGUGUGUAUAUUCUUCCGCCCCGAAGCUCCACCGCGUACGCCACCACAUAUGUGUAUAAAUAUCCACCUCGAUCGCUGAUUCUCGCACUUUCUCUUUCUUUCCUUCUCUAGCGUUUUUAUCUUUGUUAUAUAAGACCUAUCAAUAUUAUACCGAUCUAAUCGGCGUAGGCCCCUUACA